Messenger RNA from Lucilia cuprina (Australian sheep blowfly), 1122 nucleotides. Its product is annotated as microtubule-associated protein RP/EB family member 1. Gene Ontology annotation, biological process: regulation of microtubule polymerization or depolymerization; spindle assembly; protein localization to microtubule plus-end. Bases 228 to 1037 code for a protein of 269 amino acids. NCBI's taxonomy places the organism in Eukaryota, Metazoa, Arthropoda, Insecta, Diptera, Calliphoridae. The record is from RefSeq and is a predicted model, not a curated record. The transcript is spliced from 3 exons. Gene Ontology annotation, molecular function: microtubule plus-end binding. Gene Ontology annotation, cellular component: cytoplasmic microtubule; microtubule plus-end; microtubule organizing center.
CCACAAAAGUUAUCAGCAGCUCAAUAAUAACAACAAAUUAAGUAUUAAUAAAAAUCAAUAUUAACAAAAGUUUGCAUUCAUUUGUCUGCGAUACCGUUACAUUCAUUUGCAAUUUAUUCGCGACCGCAUUAACAAAAGAAAACUCAAACAUUUUUUUAUUAAAGAAUUAAAAGAAACUGCAAGUUUAAAGCAAAAUAAUAUAUUAAUUAAUUAAACAUAUUACAAUCAUGACAGAUUUAAAGACAACUGUUACGCUAACAAGUGCCACGGUAGAGAAAAUGUCUCGUCACGAUAUGUUAGAAUGGGUCAAUAGCACCGUUCAUGGACAAUAUAAAAAAAUUGAAGAGCUGUGCUCUGGGGUGGCAUAUUGCCAAAUGAUGGAACUGUUGUUUCCCAAUACAGUGGGUUUGAAAAAAAUCAAAUGCAAUGCAAAAUUGGAACAUGAAUUUCUACACAACUUAAAGCUUUUCCAGGCUGCCUUUAUAAAACUCAAUUUCGACAAAUCCGUUCCAAUUGAUCGUUUAAUCAAGGGGAAAUUUCAAGAUAAUUUUGAGUUCUUACAAUGGUUUAAGAAAUUUUUCGAUACACAUUCGGCCGGUAAAGAGAAUUUGAAAGUACCAGCUGCCUUGGCAGCAGCAACACAUAAUGCCCCUAAGCCAAUAAGAAAACCAGGAGCACAACCAUUAACCGGGUCUGGAGCAUCGUCAAAGACUACCAAAUCGUCGGAUAUUUUGAAAACACCCAAAAGUGGUCAACAGCAUGACGAAAGAAUAGUUUCGCCUUCAAGUCUUCGUGUGUUGCAGGAGACACAGGAAGAAUUGAACAAACAAACCUUGAGUAUAGAACUGGAGCGGAAUACAUACUAUAAGAAACUAACUGAAAUUGAAGCCAUUCUUCAUGAAUCCAUAAAAAAUGAAGUCUAUGUUGAUUGGUGUAAUCGUGCGUUAGCCAUACUAUAUGCUGUGGAUGAUAAUGCUGCCCCCGGCGAUGAAGAAGAGGGUGCUGAAGGUUAUGGUGCUGUAACAGCCGAUUUAUAAAACCUUUAUUAUUAUUUUCUACUUAAAACUAUUAUGUAUUUUCUUAUUAUGUUUAUACAUGUAAUAAAAUUCUAAAUAAAUAUUA